CAGAUAAGCAUUGUUAAAGUGAGAGGCAUGGCUUUGAAGCCCAGGAGGAGUAAAUUCCACCUUCUUCCCGAGGGAGUGUGCCGUGUGAGCCUGGGAAGAGUUGUCCCACCCCAGACCCUCGUGGGGUAUCAGCCCAGGGUGUUGUGAGUGCUUUGUGCCCCUGGGGUUUCUUCUUUUCUAUGUUCCUAUUUGUCCCCGACCUUAAACUCCACCCCAGCUCUGCCGCACAAAACCCACCACUCUGCCUCUGUUCUGCAUUCUGUCUCUUGAGUUUAAGCUGAGUUUGUUCCGGUGUUGAAUAAAUGGUUUCUGGAGAUUAACCAAGCAGAGACUCGUCCCACUGAGUCCCAUGUUGGUCACCAGAAUCCAGAACCUCCCUGGACUUGAUCCUGCAGCUGCAGAAUGCAGCACUGUGGAGUGCUAAAGUCCUGUAAAAAAUAAGGCAAGUACUUAGAGAUAUUCUAGCAAGAGAAGUUUUCUUGGUUUACAUGUUUUAUUCCACUCUGUUUGGGUCAUAUGUGACAUAAUGUGUCUUGUUAGUCCAGAAAUGCUGCAAACAAAUGCAGAGAGCACUUAGACCUCUACUGAGGAAAGACUGAAAAAAAUGCUUUCUAAGUCUGAGAAAGGGAAGUUGGAGAUGAGGGAAGGAAAAAAGGAGAUAAACUUUGUGAUUUUGGGUGAUAGCAGUCAGUUAUUCUCAUAACCUGUGAAGGACUCUGCUACCAAGAAAAGCUGCUGCAGGUUUGAGAAGGAGGAAAUGGGGACAGAACUCUCCUCCAGUAUUUGGGCUGCUCAGGGCAGUUCAGCAGAUCAGUUCAGGAGCUGCUAAACAGGAUCAGCUGUACUGUGACACAAAAGGGGCAAAAAGAACACGUGGGAAUGAUGUUCUGUUUUGGACAUGACCCUUCUGUACUAACAGUGUCUUCCAGGUACAGAACUCUGCCAGUGAACACACCAGUUUUGUACCUGAGGUCACCAGUGUGACAGAGACAUUGGAGCUUAAGUUUGGUGAGAUACUGCUCAUUAUCUGGACCUGCAAGAUGAUAUGCUUUUGGGACCUUAGGGAAUAAGUGAGUAUAGCCUGAUGUGGAGCAGUGGAAUCAACGAGGCCGGUAAGAUGGCCCUGCUCGCCUGGGAGAAGGAGACCGGCAUCGAGCUGGUGCAAAUCAACGGGCAGAGGUACUACGGAGGGCCCCCCCCAGGCUGGGUGGGCGGCCCGCCGCCGGUCGGCACCGAGGUGUACAUUGCCAGGCUGCCGCAGGACGUCUACGAGAACACCCUGAUCCCGCUCUUCGAGAGCGUGGGGAAGCUCUACGAGUUCCGCCUCAUGCUGACCUUCAGCGGGCUCAACCGCGGCUUCGCCUACGCCAGGUACGCGUCCUGGCAGUGCGCCCGCAGCGCCAUCGCCACCUUCCACCGCUUCCAGCUGCGCGAGGGCUGCGCCAUCGUGGUGUGCUGGAGCACGCAGAAGCGUGAGCUCCUCAUGAACGGCCUGGCUGCAUCGGUGAGCCAGCAGGAGCUGGAGGCCAGGCUGCAGGAGGUCACUGAGGGGAUCUGCAGUGUCACCCUGUACGCCAGCCCCCGCCAGAGACAGGCCAAGCUCGCUGUGCUGAAGUACAGGUCGCACAAGACUGCUGCCCAGGCCAAGAAAGUCCUGAUGGAAGGGAAUCUGAGGCUUGGGGAAGCAGGGAUGAAGGUGGACUGGCUGGACCCCCGACUGAAGCAGAAGCUGCAGCUCUGUGAGGAGGAGCCAUCGUCCAGCUGGGUGCAGGGAGGCAAGAGCCUGGAAGUGCCCAGGCUGACAGCCCUGCCUCUGUCGCUGCAGAACGUGCUGGAACACCUGAACAUGGUGUGCUGGAAGCAUCGCCUGAGGACACCCCUGUUCAUCAUCAGGUGUGUCCAGGUGAACCCCAAUGGGUGGCAGCGGUUCUGGUACCAGGUGGUGAUCCCGGAUUACCACGUGUCCAUCAGUGGCUUCACUUGGGUCUUGCCAGACAGGCAGGGCCAGAGUGAGCAUGAGAAGGCCAAGAUGGCAGCAGCCCUGCACACUCUCAAGGUAUUAGGUGAGUCCUUGGUAAGUCCUUGCAUAGACAACUCCUUGUCUUUCCCAAAGUCUUGAAGAGUCUCGUGGGGAUUGGAGCUGCGGCACUUCUGGGGCAGGGAGGGACCCAAGCUGGCAGGCAGGGCUGAAACACUGUCACCUCAGAGCUGUGGGUGGGAUUCCUGUUUGGAAGCACAGGAUGCAAGAGGAAGAGGGUUUGGGGGUAGGGCCUGACGCUUCCCUCUCCACUGCAGGGUGCCAGCUGACCUAGGAAACUGCUCUGCCAGAGCCACGAUUGAGCCUGAGCCCUGCUGGGGUCCUGGCCCUGUUC
Molecule: messenger RNA, 2372 nt
Organism: Cyanistes caeruleus (blue tit)
Lineage: Eukaryota; Metazoa; Chordata; Aves; Passeriformes; Paridae
Source: RefSeq, a predicted model, not a curated record